This is a messenger RNA of Pelmatolapia mariae (spotted tilapia), 1821 nucleotides long. It is a transcript of the gene cldn5a, whose product is annotated as claudin 5a. NCBI's taxonomy places the organism in Eukaryota, Metazoa, Chordata, Actinopteri, Cichliformes, Cichlidae. Bases 306 to 956 code for a protein of 216 amino acids. Gene Ontology annotation, biological process: cell adhesion; bicellular tight junction assembly. The transcript has a single exon. Gene Ontology annotation, cellular component: bicellular tight junction; plasma membrane. Gene Ontology annotation, molecular function: structural molecule activity. The record is from RefSeq and is a predicted model, not a curated record.
CACAGCGGAUUGGAGGAAAGUUUCUCUCCGAGUCCACACACCCCCACCUCGCAGAUAUUCGUGGUCCGGUGCGACUGUGAUUCCAGUUGUUUUCACAUCCCCUCGCUAACAAAGAGACUGGGAGCUGCUGCCUUACACCUCUGCGUAAAUGUAACGAGUGAUGCGAGACUAACGACUCACCCUCCUGUAUCGAGUUGAGAAGGAAGAAGACAAAAGCAAAAACCGCACUUUGCUUUCAAGGAGAGAAACAAGCGGAGAGUUUAAGCACCUUCACGCGGACCUGACUGAACAUAACAAGAGUGAAAAUGGUGUCGGCCGGACUGGAGAUUUUGGGACUUUCUAUGUGCGUAAUUGGCUCGCUCCUGGUGAUGGUUGCGUGCGGGUUACCUAUGUGGAAGGUGACGGCUUUCAUCGAAGCCAACAUCGUGGUGGCUCAAACGCUCUGGGACGGCUUGUGGAUGUCGUGUGUGGUGCAGAGCACGGGGCAGAUGCAGUGCAAGGUGCACGACUCCGUCCUCGCUCUCUCCCACGACCUGCAGGCGGCCAGAGCGCUCACCAUCAUCUCCUCCGUGAUGGGAGUGCUGGGUCUCAUGGUUGUGAUUGCGGGGGCACAGUGCACCAACUGUAUCCGCACUGAGUACAUCAAAGCUCGGGUGGUGAACGCCGGUGGGGUGAUCUACAUCCUCAGUGGCCUGUUUGUGCUCGUGCCCCUUUGCUGGAUGGCAAACAACAUUAUAUCGGACUUUUACAACCCGCAGGUGCCCGCAUCCAAGAAGAGGGAGAUCGGCGCUGCGCUCUACAUCGGCUGGGCGGCCACAGCGCUGCUGCUGAUCGGAGGAGCGCUGCUGUGCUGCUCCUGUCCUUCCAGCGGGAACUCGGGAUAUUCAGUAAAAUACGCACAGACCAAAAGAGCCGCCACGCAGAACGGGGACUAUGACAAGAGGAAUUAUGUGUAGCUAUGUGGCUCACAGGAGGUGACGCCUAAUAGUGAGCCUGCCGCUUUUGAAAAAACUGGUUUUUACGGACUUUAUCUUUGCACCAGCAGUUUGUUUGUUUUUUCAUAAAUUUGAACUUUGAAAAUCAGUGGAACCACCUCCAUUGUUUUUACACUGGCCCUUCAAUACGCUCGGACCACGUCCUUUAUGUGUCUGUCUACAGGAGAUUAAACAAAGACUAUCAACUACAGGAGGUAGCUCACGACGUAUAUAAAAAAAAGAGUAUCUUUCUUAGGUACCAGCUUUGUAAAUUCUCGAAAUUAUUAGUAUUUUGAAUUGUUUACUGCUGUAACUACAUGUUUUGUUUUUCUUUUAUUGAGGAACUCUAGCCACCGAAAAAUAUAGGCUGUUCUUUUGCCUUGAUGUGCAUUGUCAGCACAACCUUGUACAGUAACUGAGAAUGUUUGCACUCCCACGCGUUCAAAGACCAGUUUCCUUUAGGGGGACAAUUGACAACAAUGUCAAAGUAAAAUGUUGUGUCAAAGCCCUCAUAAAUCUCAGAUAAGCUUUUGUUUUGCUCAGAAGUUAAUAGGAGGGGGGUGGCUUUGAGGCUUGCUCUUAUUUUGGACCUGUAGAUUCUGUAGAUUUGGCCUAUAUGUGACAUGAAAAUGUGCAACAGAUGCAGUGUAGGCUACAGUCUCGAGAACCUGCAACUUUUCCCUUCAUUGUCCCUGCAGGAAGUCUUUUGUUUUUUCACAAUUUCCAGAAAUAAACUUUGUUUUCUGUUAUUGAUGUUUGAUGUAAUGAUUCCAUAUUCAUGUAUCUGAAGAUGCAAUACUGUUUCAUUUUAUUAAGAUUAAACUGAAUAUAUUGUAUAUAAUCCUCA